AUGUCUGAAACUGAACAACAACAAGCUCCGGUCGAAGAACCAGUCGCUGCUCCAGUAGAAUCUGUUUCUGUCCCAGUCAGUGAAGAACCUGCUGCUGAAGCCCCAGUCUCAGCUCCAAGUGAACCUGCUGAUGAUCCAAUGGAUGGUGCUUCCGAAGAUAUUCCUCCACAAUCUGAAGAAGAGCAACAACAACAGCCAGAACAACAACAAGCUCCAGUAGACAACCAAAGCCAAUAUCACAACGGUUCUCGCCCAGAACCUCAACCAUACUAUCAACCACCAAUGCAUGCUAACAACCAAGUUGAAGAAUUAUCUACAACAAGAUUAUUUGUUAGACCUUUCCCAUUUGAUGUCCAAGAAUCCGAAUUAAACGAAAUUUUUGCUCCAUUUGGUGCUAUGAAAGAAGUAAAAAUCCUAAAUGGUUUUGCAUUUGUUGAAUUCGAAGAACCAGAAUCUGCUUCCAAAGCUAUUGAAGAAGUUAACGGUAAGACCUUUGCCGAUCAGCCAUUGGAAGUGUUAUUCUCUAAAUUACCAGCCAAGAGAUACCGUAUCACUUUGAGAAACUUACCAGAAGGUUCCUCAUGGCAAGAUUUGAAAGAUUUGGCACGUGAAAACAGUUUAGAAACUACUUUUUCAAGUGUUAAUACCAGAGACUUUGAUGGUACCGGUGCUUUGGAAUUCCCAUCUGAAGAAGCCAUGAAUGAUGGUUUAGAAAAAUUGAACAAUAUUGAAUAUAGAGGUUCUGUCAUUACCGUCGAAAGGGAUGACAACCCACCACCAAUCAGAAAAUCAAGCAGAGGUGGCCACAGAGGUAGAGGUGGUUUCAGAGGCCGUGGUGGCUAUGGUAGAGGUGCUUAUGGCCGUGGUGGCUUCAACAGUCACAGAGGUGGUUACGGUGCCCCAAGAGGCAACUAUAGUCGUGGUGGUUACGGUGCACCAAGAGGCAACUAUAGCCGUGGUGGUUACGGUGCCCCAAGAGGCAACUAUGGCCGUGGUGGCUACGGUGCUCCAAGGGGCAAUUACGGCCGUGGCGGUUAUGGUGCUCCAAGAGGUGACUACGGUGGCCCAAGAGGUGAUUAUGGUGCUCCAAGAGGCGAUUACGGCGCUUCAAGAAAUGACUAUGGUCCACCAAGAGGUGACUUUGGUGGUGCCCCACCUCAAAGAGAAGAUUAUGGUGCUCCAAGAGGUGAUUACGGUCCACCAAGAGGUGAUUAUAGAAUGAGAGAUGGUGCUCCACGUGAAAGAUCUCCACCAAGACAAUAG
This is a messenger RNA of Henningerozyma blattae CBS 6284, 1263 nucleotides long. It is a transcript of the gene NPL3, whose product is annotated as mRNA-binding protein NPL3. Gene Ontology annotation, molecular function: mRNA binding. The coding region runs from base 1 to 1263 and encodes 420 amino acids. NCBI's taxonomy places the organism in Eukaryota, Fungi, Ascomycota, Saccharomycetes, Saccharomycetales, Saccharomycetaceae. The record is from RefSeq and is a predicted model, not a curated record. Gene Ontology annotation, cellular component: cytoplasm; ribonucleoprotein complex; nucleus. The transcript has a single exon.